UCCAAGGGCGGUCCAAAGUUCGAAGCUGAACCAACUCUGGCUUUCUGUCCAGUUUGCAAUCAGAAAGUGCUUACACAUGUCGAACUUGAGGCUGGAAAAUUCGCACAUCUCUGGGCAGUAAUAUUUUGCCUACUGGGCAAUGACGGUUUCAGAGGAUGCUUCGGCUGCUGCUUCAUACCCUUCUACCUGAGAGGCUUCAGUGACGUCACACACACCUGCCCAAGGUGUGGCACUACACUUGGAGCGAGAGCAAGAAGGAAGGAGAGCUAUCGAACAAAGGCACUAUCUUCUUCGGAAAAUGUGUUUACCACAACCAUUGAAGACGUGAUUCACCUUAACUCCAUAAUGCGUUCGGGUUUCAUUAGCUUUAAAAUAGGUGAGUCCUUCUUUCACCUAUCAACCGAGGAGGCAAACGACAAAGUUGGUGAACAGAAGGCCCAGCUGAAGGAGCGGCUUGUUACUCUCGAGUCGGAACUGAGUGACUGUAAAGCCACCAUGGCAACCUUAAAAAAGGAACUGUACGCGAAAUUUGGUGACAACAUAAAUCUAGAGGACUGUUAA
Molecule: messenger RNA, 561 nt
Organism: Hydatigera taeniaeformis
Lineage: Eukaryota; Metazoa; Platyhelminthes; Cestoda; Cyclophyllidea; Taeniidae
Source: the annotation of a GenBank genome assembly